AUGCCAGCCAGCGACGACAACACGAACGGCCCAACCGAUUCUGCCAUCUCUUCUGACCAUCCUUUCGACCUGUCGAAUGCGUCCUUUCGAGGUUCUGAUGUUCCAUUUGGUAACGAUGUCUACGGAGCCGACACCGACGCCGACGAUACUGACAAGCGGUCCGAGAAAGACAAGGAAGAAGAACUUGACGAAGUUGGACUGGAUCUGGAGGAUGAGCUCAAUGCCUGGGAUAAGAACAGUUUCGAUAUGGAAGGAGAAGAGGAUGCCAGUCUCAGUACCAACGCCGGAAGAGAAGAAGCUAUUCGUGAAGGCUUGUAUGGUUUGAUUGAGGAUAAAAUCCGAAAUGGAAUUUUCCAGCACAUUUUGGCUGCCCUUGCUGCUAUCUGGGACUUCUUGGUCAAGAAGUGCAGAGGCGGCACAAGCGAGGAUGACGCGGCUGGUAUGGCCAUGGAUGUAGUGGAUGCUGUCAACCCAAUCAACCCAAACAACCUAGCCACGUCUCAGUUUGGUCAAAGUGGAGCCGGUGGCGGAGGAGGAACCGGAGGCGCUGGUGGUGGAGCAGGUGGAGGAGCCAGUAGUGCCGGUGCAUCGAGUGCCAGUGCAAGUGCUGGCGGUGCGUCCGGCGCUGGAGCAGCCCAGGCCACUGCUGUGGUUGGGCAAAUGGCUACCCAAGCCGCUGUCAGUGCAGCUGGAGCAUCCACUGCUGCAGCUUCAACCGCAGCUGCUGCCAGUGCCACCAUUGCAACCACAGUUGCAACUGCUGUAGCCUCUGCUAGCGUGGCAUCUCAAGUUGGGGUGACUAUUGGUGUUGCCGCUGUAACAGUAGCAGCAGUGAGUACUGGUAUGGGUGUCGCUCCUACAAGCAACACCACCACUGCUGUCGUGAAGUUGGAUGCAUUUGUGCCCCCAACCUGUUCGCUGUCCGCUGAACUCAAGCAAGGUAUUGUGGAAUUGAAGAUCCAAGGCAUGCCGGAGGAUGCCCUGCCAGAGCAUAAGGAUAGCUUAGAAGGAAUCUUUCGAGAUCUCUACAACAAUAUUACCGGCAUGUGCUUGGACCCAUUUUCACGGGUAUUGCAUAGUGCCGAACUCCAAGUGUUGUUUGAGGCAGAUUCAACAGAUGGACCAGAGCAGGCAGCAAGGAGAGGAAUGAUGCAGGUCGUCUUUGCCACUACUAAGGCUGCCUCACCCGGAGGGGAAGGGGGAGAUCAGCAAGAUGCGGUUGUUCUCUCCAUUGGUCAAGACGUGAUACAGCCUUAUGUUGAGACAGUUGAAGAGAAUGAAGGGACUAUUAUGACUCCAUUCAUAUCCGACGAGUUGUCAUCACUCUCACAAUGUGUCUCUGCGGAUGAGGAUGAAGAGCUUUCCACGGACAAUGAUGACUUGUGCCAGCAGCUACAACAGCUUAUUGCUGCAGAGGACAACGGAGAUGGAGCAGCCAUUGACCCUGAUGUCUUGGUCGCAUGUCUUCAGACCCCAACUGUCCCAGCCUGCCAAGAAGUAUUGGCCACCGCCAUUGACUCCAUUAGUAGCAAUGAACAACCCUCUACUGAGAGUGUUGCUGCAGGUACUGAAGAAAAUGGUACUGAAGAAGGUGGUAGUCAAGACGGUCCACCCUCUACUGAGAGUGUUUCUGGCAACACAGAGGGUGGUGAUUCAUCCUUUGAUACUGAUUCUGGUACUGCACAGGGAUCAGAUGGAGAGGAUGUCACUGACACUGCAGGUAGAGAUGAAGACACAUCUGGAAGCAAUCCCGUGGGUAUCGGUGUUAGUGGCAAUAAUGCUGCAGGUACUGAAGAAGACAGUAGUCAAGUGGGUGGUAGUGUUGAACCACCCUCCAGUGAAAGUGUUUCUGGCAACACAGAGGGUGGUGAUUCUUCUUUUGAAACUAAUUCUGGGACUGGACAGGGCGUAGAAGAUUUCUCUGGAGCAGCAGGUGGAGAUGCAGACACUUCUGGAAGCAGUCCCAUGGCCAACAAUGAUAUCGAUGCUUCAGGUACUGAAGGUGGUAGUCAAGUGGGUGGUAGUGAAACCGGAAAUGGGGAUGUUUCAGGAAGCAGUCCCACAGAAAAUGGCCAUGGGGAUGACACAGCUGCGAUGUCUGAUGUCCCAGCAAGACCCACUGAUGGGUUUUCUUCGCCCAUGGAUGACAACACUGUGGGGAAUGCACCGGCUUCUUCUGUUCUGGCGCCUAACGAGGGCAUCAGCGGCAUGGGACAAAGUCCAUCUGGAUCAGAAGGCAAUUCUCCAGAUGGGAUUCAGUCGUCUCCUCAAGUGCCCUCGAGUCAAGCAGGAGCCCCAGGUGGUCAAGGUGAAAUGGGACUUUCUGGCACAAGUGGGCUCGGACCCCCAGCCAUUACAGGCUUAGGGGACAAUUCUCCAGUUGCGACUGCUAGUCAUCUACAUGCCCCAAAUGCUCCUGCUUCUCAUCCACAAGACGAGGCCACCAAUGCAAUGCCUGUUAAUCCAGGGGAGAUGUUGACUCAACUGAGCCCAGUGGGCACUGGCCCCUCUGGUUCAAGUGAAUCAAAAUCAUCUGGCACCAGUGGACUUGACAACGCUGCCGCUAUGAUUGUAACGCAACCGGCCAAUGGACCAUUGAAUUCACCCCCUUCCAAUCCCACGGUUUCAAGUGCUAAUGCCGGAGAGGUCCCAGCACCAAGUCUUCUGUCAAUGCCCACAAAAAUCAUCCAAUCAAGUGGUAUCUCUGCAUUACCACCAUCACCAAGCCAAAUCUACAGAGGAACUCUUUCUCCAGAGUCUUCUACAUCGCUUAUGUCUUUUUCAAGUAAUACUGGUUACAUUCCUGCAGCACCCCAAGCGUCCAACCCUUUGUUCGUCCCAGUACCGUUGGCCAGUGUGACUUUAUCACCAGCUUCUUCUGCAAGCCUGAAUGCCUUUUCUAAUGAAGUUGCUAAGGAACCAACGAGACCACCUGUUCAGACUUUUCCCACCUCAAAAGAGCCCACACUCUCACCCACCUCCCAACCUACAAAAACCCCAACACCACAACCAACAUUCCAGCCAACUGAUGAGCCCACACUGCAACCAACUGAUGAGCCCACAACUGAGCCCACAACUGAGCCCACAAUCCAGCCAACAAUUGAGCUGACACAGGAAACUACUGUGCCAAAUACAAUCUCACCAACCACAGCUCCUUCCAUUGACACACUUCUAUCACCCAGUGCCAUCCCAAACACACUAAUCCCAACUGUGACGCCUGGAAGUCCCUCUGUCACUCCCACUACUGGAAUCCCAACAGUUACUCCCGGAAGUCCUUCAAUCUCCCCUACCACUGAAUCUCCCACUAGUUCCUGUGCUGAAGCUCUCCAACUUGUUGCCCCAGUGAGACCAAUCACCAGGCGACAGCUGCAGUCAUCUGAUUCGUCUGUUGUAGCAUUUUCUGCACAGACGACACAAAUUUCAAGUGAGAGUCUUUUUACAACUUUGGUUGAAAUAAACAAAUUCAUUGAGGGGUUCAACAAGGACUUGCAAGGGAAUUUGGCUGUUGCCACUGGAGUUAGUGAUGCGGAGAUUUCUACUCCCAUACCAACAGUCACACCUGGUUCUCUGAGCGUCACUCCCACUAAGCCACCAACAGAACCACCAACGGCAUCUCCCACCGGUGUGUCAACGGGGUCCCCCACUCCCACACCAACAGUCACACCUGGUUCUCCCAGCGUCACUCCCACAAAGCCACAAACAGAACCACCAACAGCAUCUCCCACCGGUGUGCCAACGUACUCCCCCACUACCACACCAACAGUCACCCCUGGUUCUCCGAGUGUCACCCCCACCACUAAGCCACGAACAGAACCACCAACAGCAUCUCCCAUCGGUGUGCCAACGGGGUCCCCCACUACCAUACCAACAGUCACCCCUGGUUCUCCCAGCGUCACUCCCACCACUAAGCCACGAACAGAACCACCAACAGCAUCUCCCACCGGUGUGCCAACGGGAUCCCCCACUCCCAUACCAACAGUCACCCCUGGUUCUCCCAGCGUCACCCCCACCAAGCCACCAACAGAACCACCAACAAUGAUUCCAUCCAAUCAACCAUCAGUAUCUCCCAGCCAUACCUGCAAUGAUCCAUAUGUCAGUGUUGAAAGCAAUUACUAUGUGUCAUUCUCCGGCGAUGUCACAACGUUAACUGAUGAAGAGUUGGCGUCUGCGUUUUCAUCUGGACAAGGCAAUUGUCUGUUGGAAGUCUUUUUGCUACACCUACUGCUUCAACUUCAUUCAUCACUGGUUUCAAUGUGGGGAUGCAAGGUAACGCAGCUGUUGCAACAGCAGUGA
This is a messenger RNA of Seminavis robusta, 4293 nucleotides long. The record is from the annotation of a GenBank genome assembly. NCBI's taxonomy places the organism in Eukaryota, Bacillariophyta, Bacillariophyceae, Naviculales, Naviculaceae.